Tachysurus fulvidraco (yellow catfish) is the source of this 877-nucleotide messenger RNA. It is a transcript of the gene org, whose product is annotated as oogenesis-related gene. NCBI's taxonomy places the organism in Eukaryota, Metazoa, Chordata, Actinopteri, Siluriformes, Bagridae. The transcript is spliced from 6 exons. Bases 89 to 733 code for a protein of 214 amino acids. The record is from RefSeq and is a predicted model, not a curated record.
GUGAUUGGCCAGGCGCUAGCAGCGCGAGACUACAUGUAAGGCACUAAACGGGUGCGUGUAGAGAGGAAGUUUAUCCACGUGUAGCGUUAUGACUUAUCAGUGCAGCUACACCGUCGAACCUGGCAGCAGUGAGGGCCAAAAGUGUAACGCUGUGGUGAAGAGAGAUGGUGUGCUUGCAUCAGUCUUCUGUCGAAUUUCACAGUUUUGGCCAGUCCGUCUUGUGGUGCAUGGUGUUCGGAACUUGUGGUGGUUCUUUGGCUUUUCCUCCCCUGGAAAGGCCCCUUCUGCUCCACCUGAAGCAGACAGAAGCUCUCCCAGUGCACGCCAGUGUCGACUAGGGCGAAAGCGUCUAGGAAGAACCACACGUUUGCUGCUCACGAUCCUGCCUCGGCCGCUCCAGAGAGCUCUCGGAUACUCGGUGUGCACCAGCAUCGGCUGCUCUGUGUCCCCAGACGUGCGCUGUUCACCCACUAAGCCCUGUGGGAAAGGCAGCAAAAGGAAGCAGGAUGAUAUGGAUGAGGAUGAGGAGCUGGAGCAGCAGUCUUGGGUUGAGGCACUCAACCAGGAACUGACCGAGGAGGACCAGUCUGUCGAUCCUGACUAUGAACCCAGUGCUGUUGAGACUGAUAGCGAGGAGUACCGGUCCCACAAUGAUACAGAGAGUGACAUCGAGGUGGAGAAAGGUGUCGUUGUGAUCCAGGAUCUGGAGGCUGUUCAGGAAACUCCCCACUGAGGCAGUGUCAUGGCAGUGUGGAAUGUGUCGCAUGUAUUUAUAAGUGUUGAUCUGUCCAGGCGAAGAGCCUCCAGGCUUGAUGCUUGCUCUUAUGUUUUUCUAUGUGCUUUUUUUUCUGAAAUAAAUGCUUUGUUUACUCUUUCA